AUGCCGCGAUUCGAAGUCAUGGACAGCUCGCCACAUCCAACACCAGUCGUCGAAGAGAGCGAGUUCGAGAUCAACAGCAUCCGCUCCACGCCUUGUCCGGGAAGGGGCCUGUUUCCUCAGGGACCCGGUUCCGACUCUCUCGAUGUGGAAGAGGACGACAUCAGCGAAGCUGGUACCCUCGUUCUGGAUAGUAUGGAGGAUUCAAACGAUCAGGGCGAUCAACAUGAGCAAGCCGAGGAGCAAGAUCAUCGUCCCGAGCAAGCUCAGGAGCAACAGUCCAUCCAUCUCCGCGCGUCUCUCAUCACCCUGCGUGAAGCCCUCAUCAACUCCACCGCCCUCGUCAACACCCUGCGUACUCGCAACGACUUCUUCCGGGCAGAGAACAGCGCGAAGGAGGCGCAGCUCAAGGAGUUCAGAAAGGCGCGAGAUGGUGCGCAAGCUGUGGUGGAUUCCGAGAUUGAGGAUCGAGAGGCAUCCAAGCGCUUUGUGGUGUUGGUUGCGGCGAUUGUGGUGGUGGUGGGCGUUGGGUAUGUGUACUGCUGUUGGUGUCAUGGGCCGGAGAUGCAGUAUGUCUUGAGGAGGCGCAGGGAGGGUUUGGGGAUUUGA
Messenger RNA from Zasmidium cellare ATCC 36951, 606 nucleotides. RefSeq lists its product as uncharacterized. Lineage: Eukaryota; Fungi; Ascomycota; Dothideomycetes; Mycosphaerellales; Mycosphaerellaceae. The record is from RefSeq and is a predicted model, not a curated record. The transcript has a single exon. Bases 1 to 606 code for a protein of 201 amino acids.